Molecule: messenger RNA, 2083 nt
Organism: Rhodamnia argentea
Lineage: Eukaryota; Viridiplantae; Streptophyta; Magnoliopsida; Myrtales; Myrtaceae
Product: probable folate-biopterin transporter 7
Exons: 3
Coding region: 523-1851 (442 amino acids)
Source: RefSeq, a predicted model, not a curated record
AUUACUUGUUACGGCUUCCGAUUCUCCAUUUCUGUGCUGUAUCUAAAUUUGUUUCUGCAUAUGCGGGUUUUCCUUUCCCUUCUGUUUUUCUGUCAGUGCCGUCCCUUUUUUGUUUGUCAUUUUUCCACUCAAUUACGCGUCUGCUUCUGGUUUUUCCGGCAUUCCUGUAAAUUCGCCGGCAUCGUUGGACUUCACUUGUAUGUGAAUCUCUCGGGGUGCAAAUCUUGCCAUCUCUUUGAACCUUAAACAUUUCCUUUGAUUUGUUGACUUCUUUUCGUCGAGAAUUUGCUUUUUAUAUCGAGUUCACCAAUUCAAAGAUCAAAACUUUCUCCAAUAAAACUGGACAAGAUGGGCUCUGUGAUCCUGCAUAUCACUUCUACUUUAGAAAACUAUUGAAUCACUUCCAAAUUGCAGGGGCAUAAAAAGGGUGAGGAAGAGGGAAAAGUUGUCCUGUGAUCUAGUUCUGAAUUAUGAUUGCCUGACUGUCGGUGUUGUAAUUGGCAGUGAUUUAGUUCGCAUCAGAUGGUGGUGGAGACUAGAAGAAGCGGCGGCGGCGGCACCGAGCUGGUUCGGAAAGUAGUACUAGGAUUAGGAUACUGGGUUCAGGGGUUGAGGUGCUUCCCAUGGAUGGCUGUCAACUUCUUCCUCAAGGAUGGCCUCAAUGUGGAUCCCUCCACCCUCCAGAUCCUCCAGAACUUGGCCAACCUUCCCAUGGUUGCCAAGCCUCUCUACGGAGUUGUGUCCGAUGCUUUUUAUAUUCGGGGCCAACACCGCCUGCCCUACAUUGCUCUCGGAGCAUUCUUGCAAGCAGUGUCCUGGCUAGCCAUAGCAAUUCUCUCCCCAUCAAGUAUAACGAUCAUCUCGAUUUAUCUCCUCCUAAGUAAUCUUGGUGCUUCAAUAGCAGAGGUAGCAAAUGAUGCCAUUGUAGCUGAGGUAGGAAAACAGCCUGCUUCAUCUUCGAAGAAGACUAGGUCGUCUUCAUCCGGUGACCUCCCAUCAUUUGUUUGGAUGGCUUCCUCUGCCGGUGGUGUCCUUGGGAACCUUCUGGUCGGUGUUGCUAUUGGGAGACUUUCCCUGCAGACGAUGUUUCUGUUUUUUGGCCUUCUCCUUGCAGCGCAGUUUCUUGUUACAAUCAGUGUCCAUGAAAGCGCUCUUGGCCUCCCAAAAACUGUGACCAAAGCAGGGAUUAGGAAGCAGCUUUCUGAUCUCUCGUCUGCACUAAAAAGACCUGAGAUGGCUCAUUCCAUAAUCUGGCUUGCAGCAUCCUAUGCGGUUAUUCCAGCUCUCACUGGGACCAUGUUCUUCUACCAAACACAGUAUCUCAAGAUUGACACAUCAGUAUUGGGGAUCUCUAAAGUGUUUGGCCAAGCCACAAUGCUCCUCUGGGGUAUGGUUUAUAAUCGUCAUCUGAAGUCAGUCCCACCAAGGAAACUGAUUUCUGCAAUUCAGGCCAUGAUGGCCUUGUUCAUGGUUUCAGACAUCCUCUUUGUCAAGGGUGUCUACAAACAAAUGGGAGUUCCGGAUUCAUUGUAUGUAGUCAUCUUGUCAGGGGUCAUGGAGGUUCUCUUUUUCUUCAAAAUUCUACCCUUCAGUGUCCUAAUGGCGCAACUCUGCCCACCGGGGUGUGAAGGAUCUUUAAUGGCUUUUGUCAUGUCUGCCCUCGCCUUAGCAUUCAUAAUCAGUGGAUUCCUUGGUGUUGUGCUCGCAUCAUCUGUCGGUGUCACAGGAGAUGAUUUCUCAGGACUUCCAUGGGGUCUCGCGAUACAAGCGGUUUGCACGCUGUUGCCGCUAUUUCGAUCAUCAUGGAUCCAUGAUGAUACAAGAUCCAAAGCCGGGAGUAAGGAGGAGUAGUUACUAUAGCAGUGAGGCUUCAUCACUUGUAAUUCUUUUAUACGAUUCAAGUAGAUUUGUUUUAAUAAACUGACACGUAGGGAUAUUUAGGUGAUAGAAACUGUGAGCUUUUGUUGUAACGGGGUGUAUCUUUGUAAUUAGUCCUGCUGAAGCUAUUGCGAUCCCCUUCAAAGGUGUGAUAGAUCUCUUUUUCCAAUCUCCAUCCAAUGUCCUUGACAGGAUCAUUUAUUGA